AUGAAUGAGUUUGUCAUAAGUGGCCUGUCCAUAAAACAUGACCUUGUAUAUCCCGAGAUCUUUUUAUUUGAACCCCUACAGCUGGAGAAGAGAGGCGAGAGACGAGCGGAGGCUGAGAAACUUCUAGCUCAGGCACAAGAAGCAGGUGAACAGGAGAACAUUGACAAGUUCAGUAAGCGACUAGUGAAGGUUACCAAACAGCACAAUGAGGAAUGCAAGAGGUUACUUACUCUAAUGGGAGUCCCUUACGUUGAGGCUCCAUGUGAGGCCGAGGCGAGCUGUGCUGCUCUGGUGAAAUCAGGGAAGGUUUAUGCCACAGCGACAGAAGAUAUGGACGGUCUGACAUUUGGAACAACAGUCCUGUUGAGGCAUCUAACAGCCAGUGAAGCAAAAAAACUCCCUAUCCAAGAAUUUCAUUUCAGUCGUAUUCUACUGGAAAUGGGUCUGACACAUCAACAGUUCAUUGACCUGUGUAUCCUCCUGGGCUGUGACUACUGUGGCACUAUAAAAGGAAUUGGACCCAAGAGGGCCAUUGACCUCAUUAAACAGCACGGCUCUAUUGAAGAGAUCCUAGUGAAUAUUGACUCAAAUAAGCACCCAGCUCCAGAGGACUGGCUGUAUAAAGAGGCUCGGAGUCUCUUCUUGGAGCCUGAGGUCAUUGAUGGCCCCUCUGUUGAUCUGAAGUGGAAUGAACCUGACGAGGAUGCACUGAUUCAGUUUAUGUGUGCUGAGAAACAGUUCAGUGAGGAUCGUAUCCGUAACGGCUGUAAGAAAAUCACGAAGAGUAGACAAGGGAGCACCCAGGGAAGACUGGACACAUUCUUUACUGUAACGGGAUCAAUUUCCUCUAAGCGUAAGGAGCCUGAAAUAAAGGGAUCUACUAAAAAGAAGCAGAAGACGAGUGCUACGCCAGGCAAAUUCAAGAAAGGCAAAUGAAAGCGAUUUCAGCUAGAGGAGUUCAGAGCUUGUAGUGUCAUUAACAGUCAAAACAUUUCGUAUUAAGGAACAAAACAUGAGAACAGUUGCUUUCAUUAUUUUAAUGAACCUGGGGAGAAAAAUAUUUAAA
Molecule: messenger RNA, 1066 nt
Organism: Sinocyclocheilus grahami
Lineage: Eukaryota; Metazoa; Chordata; Actinopteri; Cypriniformes; Cyprinidae
Product: flap endonuclease 1-like
Exons: 9
Coding region: 1-936 (311 amino acids)
Cellular component (GO): nucleus
Molecular function (GO): 5'-3' exonuclease activity; 5'-flap endonuclease activity; RNA-DNA hybrid ribonuclease activity
Source: RefSeq, a predicted model, not a curated record